Frieseomelitta varia is the source of this 1397-nucleotide messenger RNA. Its product is annotated as hsp70-binding protein 1. The transcript has 5 exons. The record is from RefSeq and is a predicted model, not a curated record. Lineage: Eukaryota; Metazoa; Arthropoda; Insecta; Hymenoptera; Apidae. The coding region runs from base 175 to 1299 and encodes 374 amino acids.
UCAGUCUAGUUACAAAAUUGUUUUCGACGUGAGUCACGUAUCUUAAAAAUUUUUAUUCCUAGAGUUUGCAUCUGAAAGGCAGUUAAUAUCGAUAUAAAUUGAAUUUUAUAAUGCUCUUUUGCGUUUGUUUUAUCGACGAAACGUUUACGUGUGUCAGACAGAUUUAAUUGAUUAAUGGGUGCAUCGCACACGACCAAAAUGGACAAUUCUCAACGUUCAGACAGUCGAGAAAAUACAGAUGGACAACCGCGUGUGAACAGCAGCAUGCGGCCACUAUCAAUUGAAGGACCAUCAGAUAUGAAUAAUGCCCAUCCGCAAGUAUUUGAACCGUUACAAAACCAACCUAGGCAACCAACAAAUUUACAAGGAUUGCUUAGAUUUGCCAUGGAAGCGACCAGUUCUCAGAACGUAACCAGUAAUACCCAGUUUCAACCUGUGGAUGAAGAAAGGCAAGAAUUUUUGAAGCAAACACUUAGCUCGUUAUCGUGUAAUGUAAUCGAAGAAUUACAGAAAAGUAUUAAACUUUUGUCAAACGUAAUUGACCUUCGGCCAGACGACGAUACAUCAGAACAAGAAUCGGCGUUAGAGAGAAUUGCAGAUUUUGUAGAUAAUAUAGACAUUGCUAAUGACUUUUAUAAAAUAGGAGGUUUUUCUAUAUUUGGUCCGUGCUUAAACUCUCCUCAUAGCAGCAUCAGAUGGAGAGCAGCAGAUUUGAUUGCAGAACUAGCUCAAAAUAAUCCUUUUUGCCAAGAGAGGUUUCUAGAAACUGGCUUGUUUCCUACAUUAUUGAAUAUGAUAGACACAGAUUCGGUAGAAACUGUUAGAAUCAAAGCUCUAUAUGCCGUUUCCUGUAUAGUUCGAGAGCAUCCAAUAUCAUUGACAUACAUGGAUUUAAACGAUGGAUAUUCUGUCCUCUUAAGAGCUAUGCAGAGCCCAAUAAAAAAACUACAAAUCAAAUCUGCAUUUCUCUUGUCAUCUCUGUGUAACAAAGAGAAUGUAAAUAAUUUAAAAUUGAGCUUAGUAAAUAUGGGCUUGAUCGAGCAAGCAACAGGUUUACUGGCCAUCGGUGAUUUGCUUCCAGAGAUAAGGGAUCAACUACUAAAUAUUCUCGAUGGUCUGACCAAUGAUGAUUUCGCUCCCGCUUUAAAAGAAUGUCGACGAUCAGAACUUGGCUUACGAUCCACGCUCGAGCGUUACAUAAAGGAUUUAAAACAAGAAGAAAAUUUCGAUCAGAUAGAUGUAUGUUAUCGGGUAUUGAAGAAAGUUUUCUCUGAUCAAGAUACAAAUCAAGAAAGAUAAUUGUAGUUUGUAUAACGCCAGAUUUCCUUUAUUUAUAUUAAAUUUGUAUAUUAACAAACAUUAUGAGAGUCACAAAUAAAAUAAAUGUAUUUUGUUUA